GUGUAUUAUUACUUUUUGUGUUUUAAUUUAACGUUAUCCUUUUGAUAUUUAAAUCUAAUUUGAAGGAGUGAGGUAUACUUACUUUUUAACAUGUUUCAGUUUAAGUAUUAAUUUUAUGCAUAACACGAAUGGUAUAUAACUUCAUAUUAAUAUGUUUCGUUUUUUUGAAAAAUAAUUUCUUAAAGCCUUACCCCAUGUACUUAGUUUUUUAUUUUAAUUGUAAUUCAGAUGUAAUCUAUAUCUACAAGGGACAAUUAUUUCAGUGCAUCGUCAACAAUUUAGAAAACAAAAAACAAACGAGCAGGUCGCAUGGCAAAAAAAUCAGGCCAAGUUGCUUUACAAGAAGAAAUCAACAAUAAUGAAGAUUGGGAAAAGUUAUUAGAAAAAACAGGCUUAUAUGUUGUAGAAAUUUACACCGAAUGGUGCGGUCCUUGUAUACCAAUGAUAGCAAACUUAAAAAAAAUUAAACUCGAGCUAGGAGGAGAUAAUCUGCAUUAUGGAAUAGCUAAAUCGGAUACAAUAGAUCACCUGGCAAGAUUUCGAAAUAAAAGUGAACCACAUUGGAUGAUUUUAUAUGACGGAUGUUUGGUUAAUUUAAUUAUUGAUACAAAUGCCCCUAAGUUAAUGAAAUUAAUUGCAAUAGAAUUUGAAAAUUAUAACAAAUUUAAAAAAGGUGAAAUACAACCAACUUUUAUUCCUUUUAAUCAAAUUACUGAAGAAGAAAAUAGAAAAAUGGUUGACAAAAAUCAAUAUUACGAGCAAAUAUUCAAAGAAGAAAAACGUAUUCGAGCUGAGAGAAUGGUGAAAAUAAGAGAACACGCAAUCAAAAAGUUUGUACCUAACAUUCAAAAACAAACUUGUGUUAUAUUCUUUCCACACACUAUUAAAUACGUAAUGGUAGAAAAGUCUCCAGAGGAUGGAAUGGAAACACUAGAUGAACCAAUUAUGCAUGAGCAACGAAUAUGUGAUUUAGCUACAGUAUGUGCACGCAAGUUCGAAGAGCUCAUUGUUAUCGAUGCAAAAGAAGUACAACUAACUGAAGACACUUUAAAUGAGAUAUUUUUCUUAGAUUUACAAAUACUUCAAAGCUAUCCUCAAGAACUCAUUGAUCAAAUUUUAAGUAACAAAGUUUAUUCAAUAAUGAUAUCAUCACCUACUGUUGUUUAUGAAAACGAAGAAGAUGAAACAGAUAUUGAACCACCAGACAUAAUGGGAGUAAUCGAGAGUCGAAUGAGUUUAAUAAUUUAUGGAGAGGGGGGUGCUUUGAAUCCAAGUCCCAACUCGAUUGCAGCUCAAAACAAAGCACUGACUGAAGAAGGAGUUAUAUUACCAUCUUUAUAUACACCAAUCAAUCCAAUGAGUAAAACAGCUGCUCUAACUGUUCUGUUUAGAAAAUACUGUGAAACUAACGGAUACAUACCACCUCAAUCGCCAGCUCCUCAGUUUCUCGUUAUAUUUGAUAUUACUAAGUCGAACAUUGUUCUUCCAAUUGUUGAGGAUCUAGAAGACAAAAUAUUAAAUUAUGGGUUUUUCCGGAGUGCUGAUCCAGAAAAUCCAAAAUUACUUUGUAAAGAUCCAGAGUUACUUGCAAGUUAUGGAAUGGACCGAGUUGGGAAAGAUGCUAAACUAGUAAUAUCUGUUCUUAAAGAUGAUAAGGACAAGUAUUUAUUAAGAUUUGUAGACGUCGGUCCAGUUUAUGUUAGUUCAGACGAAAAUAUAGGUAUUGAUGAUGCUAUUAAAUUUUUCCCACAUGAUUUUGAGGAAAUGGAUGGUGAAAUAAAAUUAUGGUUGGCACGAGAAACAAGAGAAGAAAAUGCUCAGGCUGAAAAUUUCUCCGAUUACGAAGAAGAAAUAGAUAAUGAAUACAAUGAAGAAAUUAAAGCAGAAGAAAAUUCAAUGAUGAUUUAAUAAUUGUGUAUUUCUUAUUGAUUUUUAUUUUUGUAACUAUUAACUUUUUAGUACCUACUUUAUUUUGAAUUACGGAAAUAUGUUCUAUUUACCAUUAGACAACGAAGGCAGAUACUACGAAUUAUUUAAUUUUCGUUAUGGCAUUUAACAAUACAGUGUAAAAAAUUCAUUCUCUGUGUAAGUGUAAUUUCACAAUUAGUUAUGAUAAUUCUAUGUAUUCUCAAAAAUUUUCGAUAUAUAAUUUAUCCAAGAGAUAUUUCA
Messenger RNA from Daktulosphaira vitifoliae (grape phylloxera), 2169 nucleotides. RefSeq names its product thioredoxin domain-containing protein 3-like. The transcript has 11 exons. Bases 310 to 1908 code for a protein of 532 amino acids. The record is from RefSeq and is a predicted model, not a curated record. NCBI's taxonomy places the organism in Eukaryota, Metazoa, Arthropoda, Insecta, Hemiptera, Phylloxeridae.